This is a messenger RNA of Papaver somniferum (opium poppy), 837 nucleotides long. RefSeq lists its product as uncharacterized. Bases 1 to 837 code for a protein of 278 amino acids. Gene Ontology annotation, molecular function: nucleic acid binding. The record is from RefSeq and is a predicted model, not a curated record. Lineage: Eukaryota; Viridiplantae; Streptophyta; Magnoliopsida; Ranunculales; Papaveraceae. The transcript has 2 exons. Gene Ontology annotation, biological process: DNA integration.
AUGUCCUCGAAAAUCCACAAGUACAUAAUAACCGCCACAGAAUACACCACAAAAUGGGUUGAGGCGAUACUUCUCAAAGACUAUGCCGGGGCAACUAUUGCAGCAUUCAUCAAGGAAUACAUCAUCUGCAGAUUUGGCGCGCCCAUGAUCAUCAGAGCAGAUAAUGCAAAAUCAUUUGUAAACAAAGACAUCAUAGAUUUGUUGCGCCAAUAUAAUGUAAGGCUUCACACGUCCACCCCGUACUACCCUCAGGGAAAAGGGCAGGCAGAGGCAAGCAACAAGACGUUCAUCCGGAUCCUGAGUAGGACAGUGGAGGACCACCAUAGAGAAUGGCAUGAACAGCUCCCGCUCGCGGUAUGGGCAUACAGAAUCUCGAAACGAAGCUCCACGGGGGCGUCGCCAUAUUCUCUGGUCUACGGGGAAGAUGCGAUACUGCCGGCAGAGAUUGUCAUUCCAUCCGCGAGAGUAGCAAUGGCUAGUCAUAUGACACCGGACAAGCUCGCAGAAGCUUGCAAUCGUUUGCUAGAGGUAGAGAAGCAAGUGGAUGAACUCAAGGAGGAGAAUGUGAAUUUAGAUGGUGAACUUGCUGGUAUUGAGGCUCGUCAUGAGGCGGCGCUAGAGGCUGAGUGUGCUGACUGGACCAAGAGAACUGAUGAUCUUCAUGCUGAAUAUGGAAAGAAGAUAAAAGACGCGUACAAGGCUGGUGUCCGUCGCGAACGUCAAAGAGCUGCCGCUACUACUUCCAAUAUCGUGACUCCUGCUCAGACCCUUAUUGAAGAGCCUGUCCCUGCUGGUGGUCCAUCCGAGGGUUUAGAGAAAAUCGUUGAACAAGUUUAA